AUGUCAAGUGGAAGCCCGUCCGACGGAUCAGUGUUUGCGACAGGCAUCACUGUGCGAGAGACUGUCCAGAGACAGACUUUCAGCCCGUCCACCCCCGCCGCCAUUGAUAUUUCGCGUCAAACGUACGCUGAAUUAAUCACUGACGACCCCCAGUUAUCUAAAAAGCAGCCCUCAUCGCUCGUGUUUAAAGGGGAAACCCCGCAAACCAACGCGAUCCCAGCGCUAAGAAUACUUGGCGUUUACGCCCAGCCUCAAAACCUGGCGGCCAAAACCCCAAACCAAGGGUACCCAGUGCGCUUCCACCCCCCCACGCAACUCCACAACACUGCCAAAGUGCAGAUGUCAAGUGGAAGCCCGUCCGACGGAUCAGUGUUUGCAACAGGCAUCACUGUGCGAGAGACUGUCCAGAGACAGACUUUCAGCCCGUCCACCCCCGCCGCCAUUGAUAUUUCGCGUCAAACGUACGCUGAAUUGAUCACUGACGACCCCCAGUUAUCUAAAGUACUUCUCCCAGAGUACUUGGAUUACUACACCACCGCCCUGAUCUGGAUGAGGAUAGUCCACCUCAAACAACGCAACAGUCAGGCCCUAACCAUUGCAGAACAAGACCUUCUGACUCUGGUUCAAACAACAUCGUUCUGUGUCCCAGAACCACUGAACCUACAGGUUCGCCAACUAGGGAAUGUUGUCACCGCAACAAAACAACAUCUCUACCCCGAAUUUCCACCUCUACCAGAAGUGGUCAUUUAUGAUAGAUCCGGGUACUACGGAGUAACAUCCGAAGCAGUAUGUCAAGCCAUCUCAGAUGCACCCCCCGGACGUUACGCGUCCGUCCUUGACAUCGAUCCUAUUCAUCCAGUGAAUGAAAAUUUACUGGGUUUUAGGCCCCUCGGUGCUCGCCGAGCAGAAGCUAAGAAUUUAGCAUUCUCCAAUGGCAUUGCAGAAAAUGCCUUCCCCGCAUAUCCUGUCAACACAGGAUUUUGCUUUGAGUUCCUCCAAGCAGUGUCUAGUGCUUUAGCAAGUACACGGACAUUCAAGAACACAGACAUCGUGUUCUCCACUCUCGCUGAAGCGGGAGCCCAAUCACAAACAGUGAUUUCCCGGCCCAUAACUCAGGCCAACCGUCCCAAUAUCAGAGGAGAGCGAAGACCUACCUCCCUGACCCAAGAGCAACCAGCCGUUCACGGCUCCGCCAUCUUCUUUGACUCACAGUUGAAGAAAGAACCCGGCCCCAACAACAACCAUGCAACGUGGUGUUGCAUCAAUUUUCUACCAGGAGAACAAAUUCCAGUAGCCUGA
Phaedon cochleariae (mustard beetle) is the source of this 1299-nucleotide messenger RNA. The record is from the annotation of a GenBank genome assembly. NCBI's taxonomy places the organism in Eukaryota, Metazoa, Arthropoda, Insecta, Coleoptera, Chrysomelidae.